Molecule: messenger RNA, 3081 nt
Organism: Xenopus tropicalis (tropical clawed frog)
Lineage: Eukaryota; Metazoa; Chordata; Amphibia; Anura; Pipidae
Gene: rtn1
Product: reticulon 1
Cellular component (GO): endoplasmic reticulum membrane; membrane; nucleus
Source: RefSeq, marked provisional
GCGGUACUGACCCGUCCCCUCCCUCGCUUCGGAUUCACAACUGUCAGAGCCAUGGCCGCUAAUCCGGAGGUUUUUAGCGGGCGGCUGGAAGGCAAUGUGGCGGCUGCUAGGAGACCUGGGAGCGCACAGGAGGAGGAGGGCGAAGCUGCAGGAGGCGCCUUGAGCUGUGUGGACCAAGGAAGGACCAUCAAAGCUGAACAGGCAGGGCAUCCAACCGUUGCCAUGGAAAUUACAUCCACAGAUUUCACCAGUACUCUUCAUUUACAUGAUGCUGAAUCCAAGGAACUACCAGGAGAUGAAAAUGGCUUGUCUUACACAUAUCUGUCUUCUGAUAAGCACUCUCAUACAGAUUCCACCUACUUUACUGGUAUCUCCAAGAAAGGAACUGAGUCCCCAGACAUAAAGGAAUUCAGCGGUGUUGGGCCUCGAUCACCCAAGGAGAUACCAACAUUUGAUUCUCGUGGGUUACUUAGUUCGGAUUCAGGAAUAGAAAUGACACCUGCAGAAUGCAGUGAAGUGAAUAAAAGCUUGGCUGACCCCACAGAGGAGGAAAAACAAGAAGCUUACAAAUAUAUAGAUAUUAGCAGGUCACCAGACAUGAAACCACAACAGGUUCUGGACAAGGAUUUUGGAGAAAAUAAAGCAAGCACCAUAGGCCAGGCUGCUCCUACUGAACAACAAGCUUAUGACAGUGUAACAAUGUCUUGGCAAAAAGACCAUUACAAUGGGAACAUAUCUGAAUAUUUGCCCUAUGUACCAUAUAUGGAAGAACCAAGAAAAGACUUUGGCUUAUAUAAUUCACCAACAUCCAAAGAACCCAAAUCAGCACCUGUGACAAUUAGCUUUACUGGGAUGGAAACUACAUUACAAACAGAGUACCCAGAAAAUCAGCAAGGCAAAUCAGAUAAAGGCUUAAAGCUAAGUCCUGAUAUGGUACCAACUGUUACUGUUUCAGAGCCAGAAGACAACAGUCCAGAAUCUAUUACACCCCCAUCCACAGAUGCAGACGGAUACACAGAACCAUCUGGCUUGGAAGAGCAGAGAAAAUACAAAAUAUCUGAAGACGAACUUAUUAGUGCCAUAAAAGCAAAGGAAGGAACAAAAGGGUUUUCUUCUGAAACAAAUGAAGAAAAACAGUCUUAUAGUUUUAAUGUGGAAAAACAGGAUUUUACAGUCUUGCCUACGCGAGAUGCACCUGCACCACUUGAUAUGGAAGGUUCCAGCACAGAAUCAGGUGACUCUGAAAUAGAACUAGUGUCAGAAGAUCAGGUGGGAGCAGAAGAGGCCAUGCAGUCUGCAUACAUGACCUUCAGUCACAUUGGUGGACCUCCACCUUCACCUGCCUCUCCUUCCAUACAGUACAGUAUACUUAGAGAGGAACGUGAAGCUGAACUGGAUAGUGAACUCAUCAUUGAAUCAUGUGAUGGUUCAUCAGCUUCAGAGGAAAGUCCAAAAAGAGACCAAGACUCCCCCAUGAUGAAACCAAUGAUUAUGGACAUCAUAGAAGAAGAAAAUUUAUCAAGAGCUGAAAGUUUUGAUGCGUCAGACUUUGAAUCGUGCAGUUUAAAAGAGAGAAAGCUGAACAUGGAAAACCUGGCAGAGUCGGCUUGUUAUUUAAAGGGUACAUACCACACUGAAAUAAGAGCAGAUAUGCCAAGCACUAAGAAAGAAGAAUUGCUUCCACAGAAGAAAUCACCAGAAGGUUCUGCUUACCAAAGUAAAGUCCUUGGAAAGACAAGUACACUGCCACUGAAGCCAUUGCCAUUUCUCAGUAAGAGAAAAGCAAUUGAAUUAUUAUAUUGGCGAGAUAUCAAGCAAACUGGGAUUGUCUUUGGAAGUGUCCUACUGAUGCUCUUCUCUUUGACACAGUUCAGCGUUGUCAGCGUCAUAGCAUACUUAGCACUUGCUGCUCUCUCAGCCACAAUCAGCUUCAGAAUUUACAAGUCAGUCUUACAAGCUGUACAAAAAACCGAUGAGGGACAUCCUUUCAAGAGCUACUUGGAUAUGGAAAUUUCUCUGUCUCAAGAACAAAUACAGAAGUACACAGACUGCCUUCAAGCAUACACAAACAGCAUUGUAAAGGAGUUGAGAAGACUUUUCCUAGUACAGGAUCUGGUGGAUUCACUUAAAUUUGCUGUCCUCAUGUGGUUACUGACAUACGUUGGAGCUCUCUUCAAUGGACUCACACUUCUUAUCAUGGCGGUGGUGUCCAUGUUUUCUCUCCCAGUUGUAUACGACAAGUAUCAGGCGCAGAUUGAUCAGUACCUGGGACUUGUUCGGACAAAUAUGAACACCAUUGUGACCAAGAUCCAGGCUAAAAUCCCAGGAACAAAACAAAAAGAAUAAAGUACACUGGGGAAAAUUCAAGUGUUGGUAAAUUAUUCAAGUCUAAUGUGGAAACAGCCGUGUUGCUACACUUCCGAUUUAUUGCACCGUUCUUUUUAACACACCGUGUUCCCAGAAACAUCCAGAAAAAAAGCAAAGCAGCUCUCGGAGACCUGCUUCUCUGCUGUUAGAAAUACUUACAAUCAGCUGUGUCAGACACUCGAGUAUAGUGAAGAGAUUCAAAAGUGUACUAGUUGUGUUCUUCUUGUGUUGCUAUAAAAUGCAUGACGUUGGAAGCCUAUGUAAUUUUUAUCUCCCCCCUUUUUUUAGUGUUUUUCUGCUUCUCUCUGCAGCGCUUCUAUAAAUUAAAAUGUGAUAUGUGGCUAGGGCUUCAUGCUUAGGGCAAUGACGCAAUAGUACAAAUUUGCUUCUUUGUCUCUGGGCCGCUGGUUGGAUUUAUCUCAAUUAUAUAUAUAUAUAUACGUAGAACUGUAGACUAAUGUUUCGUGUUUUCCAGCACAAAAGUGAAAACAGUGUACGGUACCUCUAUCCGUUUUGUAUGACUAAACUUGCAGUACUCAUGUUUUAAGGGAUUGAGAGCCAGAUAUACAUGUAUGGUAUGUAGAGAGCGUCAGCUUGUUCAAUUUAUUACGAUUUGUAUUACUUUCUCUGUAGUUCCUAGUGAACUUCUGGACUGAAUAUUUGCACUUAUUAUGUACUUGACACUGAAUGCAUAAAUAAAUGUUACUAAAUGUA